CUGAAUACUGCUGCCUGAGGCCUUCAGCCUGUCUCAACACACCAUCUUCAGCUGCCAGGGCCAUGGCUCUAUUGUUCAACUUGAUACUGGCCCUCUUGACCAUUUUUGUUGGACUGUGUUUCUCAGAGUCUCCAACUAGAGUGCGGCUAGUGGGAGGCGCCCACCGCUGUGAAGGGCGAGUGGAGGUGAAACACAACGGCCAGUGGGGGACUGUGUGCGAUGACGGCUGGGACUUGAUUGAUGUGUCUGUGGUGUGCCGGGAGCUGAAUUGUGGAGCAGCGAAAAAAACCCCGAGUGGUGCAUCAUAUCAUCCACCAGCAUCAGAAGGGCAAAGCGUUCUUAUUCAAGGAGUUGAAUGCAGUGGGGCGGAAGACAUGCUGGCUCAAUGUACGCUAAAUUACGAUGUUUUUGAUUGCUCGCAUGCAGAAGAUGCUGGGGUACAGUGUGAGAACCCAGACAAUCCAGAGAAUGUGCGGCUAGUAGAGGGCCUCGGGCGCUGCCAGGGUCGACUGGAGGUGUUCUACCAGGGCCAGUGGAGCACUGUGUGCAAAGCAGGCUGGAACUUACAGGCUUCAAAGGUGGUGUGCAGGCAGCUGGGCUGUGGGCGAGCACUGCUGGCCCACAGAUGCUGCAAUAAGAAUACCCAGGGCAAAGGACCCAUCUGGAUGAGCAAGAUGUCAUGUUCUGGACGAGAAGCAAACCUUCAGGACUGCCCUUUCAGUCCUUUGGAGAGCAAUUGUACCCAUGGCGAGGACACGUGGAUGGAAUGCGAAGAUCCCUUUGAGCUGAGGCUGGUAGGAGGAGACACCACCUGCUCUGGGAGGUUGGAGGUGCUGCACAAGGGUUCCUGGGGCUCUGUCUGUGAUGACAGCUGGGGAGAAAAGGAGGACCAAGUGGUCUGCAAGCAACUGGGCUGUGGGAAGUCCCUCUUUCCAUCCCCUAAAGCCCGCCAAAGCUUCGGGCCUGGGACAGGCCGCAUCUGGCUGGAUGACGUCAGUUGCUCAGGGAAGGAAGAGUCUCUUGAGCUCUGCCGGCACAGGCUGUGGGGAUACCAUGAUUGCACGCACAAGGAAGAUGUGGGCGUGAUCUGCUCAGAGCUUUGAUGUAUGAGCUGGAUCCCUGCUUGUUCAUUGAUUCUCCCAGUGGUUAAAUCUGGCCUUGGGCUUUAGCCACCUCUCCCUCAACCUCUCAGGAGUCUGAACAUUGUGCUCAUAUCUUGAUCCAGCGUUACAUGCUACCACAAUCACCUCAAGAUGUGAGCUGCUGUGCUCCUUGCCUGAUGACAUUUCCAAUUUCCCUAUGCUCACUGUUCACUCCUUGGUAACGUCCCCAUCUUUACUUCUGCUCCCCAGCCUGCCUGCAACUCUUGGGCCUGCCAGAAUUGUACAGGUCAUGAUUAAGGCACAGGCCAUGAUUAAGUCUGUGAGCCACACUGAGGAUGUGACAACAUGAGGAACACUUAAGAGGGAAUGUGGGUAGACAGUAUUUUGGAGGUUGAGGAGAAAAUGCAACUGUUUAAAUGCUUUUAAAACUUGUAACAAGUGAAGUGAUCAUGGCAAUAACACUUUACUACUCUGUUUUCUCUCAGAGAAAGUAACAGGGUGGUUUCCUACAGCCCUCAAAUGUUACCUGUUGAGUUCUAGAUGUCUACCCAAAACCUCCAUGUUUAAAGUUUGGUGUCUAAUGCAACAGUAUUCUGAGGUGGGGGCCUAGAGAUCUAACUGCAUCACAUGAUUUGAUCCCUCAGCCUUUAUGAGUGGAUUAAUCACUAGUGAAUCCACUGGGAGAUGGUAGAUACUUCAGGAGUUGGGACCUAGUUAGAGAAGAAGUUAGUUGUUGGAGUGUGUCUUUGGAAGGGGAUAUUUUGUCCACAGCUUGACCACCUCCCCGUGUAGGUAGGUUGCUUGCAUAUCUUAGCUACUGCGUGUGAAUUAUACUACAAUAAACAUGAUGAGUGUUCAGGUA
Molecule: messenger RNA, 1965 nt
Organism: Rattus norvegicus (Norway rat)
Lineage: Eukaryota; Metazoa; Chordata; Mammalia; Rodentia; Muridae
Gene: Cd5l
Product: Cd5 molecule-like
Exons: 6
Coding region: 63-1103 (346 amino acids)
Cellular component (GO): membrane
Source: RefSeq, marked provisional